AUGACAUGGAGGGAAUUGGCGGAAGCGGACGACUUGGCUUCAUCACUCACAGUUGACGCAAUGCUCGGUUUUGUCACACACAAAAUGACUGAGUUUUUCGCUAUCUGCUUUUGUUCGACGAUCGAUCAGGCGUUGAGAUACGACCGUGUUUGCGAUAUGCUUCUGAAAAUCAUGUUGGUGCAGCGAUUUUUGCCUCCAAAGACUGGUAAGCUUCCUAAACAUAAUAAUGAAUGGAUUCAAUAG
This is a messenger RNA of Echinostoma caproni, 243 nucleotides long. Lineage: Eukaryota; Metazoa; Platyhelminthes; Trematoda; Plagiorchiida; Echinostomatidae. The record is from the annotation of a GenBank genome assembly.